GGCCUCAAGUUGGGGACCCUGGUGGAGGAGGGGGGCAUGCUCCAGGACCCAGUCCAACCCCAGACGUUGCCUGAGGCUUCCCUCCAGCUCCCCUCCCUUCUUUUCUUCCCGCCCUCUCUCUCCCUUCCUCCUCCCCCCACCCCAGGCUGGCGUGCCAGGGGGUGGGACAUGCCAAUCACUGGCUGUGCCUCUCCGGCUGCCAGCACAGGACGCAGCUCCCCCCGGGAGCCAGGUGUUUGGGUCCCUGGAGACACCGCCAGCCCCCGGGAGGCAGUGGGGUUGAGGACCCUACAGACCCCUCUCCAGCCUCAUGGCGAUGACCUCCUCCUGAGGAAGCCCUGCUGUGUGACUAGAGGAAGGGGCUGCCCCCUCAGCCCCACCCGGCCACCAUGAAUACCUCGGCCCCACCUGCCAUCAGCCCCAACAUCACGGUCCUUUCCCCAGGAAAGGGGCCCUGGCAAGUGGCCUUCAUUGGGAUCACCACGGGCCUCCUGUCGCUGGCCACAGUGACGGGCAACUUGCUGGUGCUCAUCUCCUUCAAGGUCAACACGGAGCUCAAGACAGUCAACAACUACUUCCUGCUCAGCCUGGCCUGCGCCGACCUCAUCAUCGGCACCUUCUCCAUGAACCUCUACACCACGUACCUGCUCAUGGGCCACUGGGCGCUGGGCACGCUGGCCUGCGACCUGUGGCUGGCCCUGGACUACGUGGCCAGCAAUGCCUCCGUCAUGAACCUGCUGCUCAUCAGCUUCGACCGCUACUUCUCCGUGACCCGGCCCCUGAGCUACCGCGCCAAGCGCACACCUCGCCGGGCCGCCCUGAUGAUCGGCCUGGCCUGGAUGGUUUCCUUCAUCCUCUGGGCCCCGGCCAUCCUCUUCUGGCAGUACCUGGUGGGGGAGCGGACGGUGCUGGCCGGGCAGUGCUACAUCCAGUUCCUCUCCCAGCCCAUCAUCACCUUCGGCACCGCCAUGGCCGCCUUCUACCUCCCGGUCACGGUCAUGUGCACGCUCUACUGGCGCAUCUACCGGGAGACGGAGAACCGGGCCCGGGAGCUGGCGGCCCUGCAAGGCUCCGAGACCCCCGGGAAGGGGGGCGGCAGCAGCAGCAGCUCCGAGCGGUCCCAGCCGGGGGCCGAGGGCUCCCCCGACGCCCCGCCAGGGCGCUGCUGUCGCUGCUGCCCGGCCCCCAGGCUGCUGCAGGCCUACAGCUGGAAGGAGGAGGAGGAGGAGGAGGAAGGCUCCAUGGAGUCGCUCACGUCCUCCGAGGGCGAGGAGCCGGGCUCCGAGGUGGUGAUCAAGAUGCCCAUGGUGGACCCCGAGGCGCAGGCCCCCUCCAAGCAGCCCCCCCGGAGCUCCCCGAACACAGUCAAGAGGCCGACUCGGAAGGGCCGGGAUCGGCCGGGCAGGAGCCAGAAGCCGCGCGGGAAGGACCAGCUGGCCAAGCGGAAGACCUUCUCGCUGGUCAAGGAGAAGAAGGCAGCUCGGACCCUGAGCGCCAUCCUGCUGGCCUUCAUCCUCACCUGGACACCGUACAACAUCAUGGUGCUGGUGUCCACCUUCUGCAAGGACUGUGUCCCCGGGACCCUGUGGGAGCUGGGCUACUGGCUCUGCUACGUCAACAGCACGGUCAACCCCAUGUGCUACGCGCUCUGCAACAAGGCCUUCCGGGACACCUUCCGCAUGCUGCUGCUCUGCCGCUGGGACAAGCGUCGCUGGCGCAAGAUCCCCAAGCGCCCCGGCUCUGUGCACCGCACCCCCUCCCACCAGUGCUGAUGGCCCCCUCGCCCUGGUCCCUCCACCCCAGCCCCCGGGCGAGCCCGGGAGAGGGCGGGCAGGGGCUGUGACCUCAGACCCAGGGCCCUGCUCAGCCCUCACCAGGCUUCCCAGGGCCCCCAGGUGGACUUCCUGGACAGCCCAGAGAGACCCUGCCCGCUUGCCACACUUUGCUAUUCCCAGGCAGGGCACGAGCCCGGGGAACUGGUUUUUCUGUUCCCUGCUGCCCGGGAGUGGGCUGUUCACCAGGAAGAAGGCCGGGAGGAGGAUCCGGCCUCUGGAUCCCUUGUUUGCACUUAGGCAGGAAGUUGGUCCCCGAGUCAGCAGGGCGGGCCGGGAGCGAGGUGGUUUCCCACCGCAGUCUCCUUGGCCGGCUGCUGGCCUGGAUUGCGGUGGGAAAAGGCGCCCCCUGUGGCCGCAGCGGGGAACUGGCACCAAACGCUGAGAGAAGUUUGGCUCAAAGGGACCAGGCCCUGGCUGGGGAUCCCCUCCCUCCCCAGGCACAGCCCACUCUGCUGGGCUCCAGGCACACUCUCCAGGAUUGUCCAGCGUCCCUACCAAUGUCCUUGGAGCAUCCCUAUGUGGGUCACCCCUAAGGCAAAUGUCCAAGCAUCAGCAGGACAAUGGCACCAGAGGGGACCGGCUUGGCUAGCCAGCAGCAAGUCCCGAGGCAGCAGCAGCAGCAGACGCCAGGUGUCCUGACUGUCCCACUAUGUCAUUUCCCUGGGAGCGAGGGGCAGAGGUGCCUGCUGUCCAGCCUCACACCUAUAUCCCCUGCCCCAGAGAAACCCUCUGUCCCUCCCUGGCUCACAGCCGCCGCCUGGACAGGUCUGCUCCCCGCAGAUCUAGCCAGGCCUCCUGCAUGCUGCCUGCCUCUGGGCCGCCCCCACAGGCCUGGCCCAGCCAACACGUUCUCUCCUGUGAACUCCCCAGCCCCACCCAUGCAUGGCCUCCCAGCCAUCCUUAUCUCCAGGCCCAGCUCGGCCCCAAAUAUUCUUUUCUUCCAUCCUCAGCAAGUGCUGAGUAAUAAAGCCACAUAAUCAGUGG
This is a messenger RNA of Miniopterus natalensis, 2819 nucleotides long. RefSeq names its product cholinergic receptor muscarinic 1 (gene CHRM1). Gene Ontology annotation, molecular function: G protein-coupled acetylcholine receptor activity; G protein-coupled serotonin receptor activity. Gene Ontology annotation, cellular component: synapse; plasma membrane; dendrite. Gene Ontology annotation, biological process: cognition; regulation of locomotion; saliva secretion. The record is from RefSeq and is a predicted model, not a curated record. Lineage: Eukaryota; Metazoa; Chordata; Mammalia; Chiroptera; Miniopteridae.